UCUGCGUUUUGGGAAGAAACAAACUCAAAACACUGAGUAGUAGUGAAUGAGAGAGAGCAAAAUGAAUGAAAUGGAGGAGUUGUUCGGAGAAGCCAGAAGAGCAGCCGAUGAUUUGUACCAACUCCGAGACACGUAUUUUCCGGCGAAUCCAGCUGAAAAAAUCUCCGAACUGCAGCGGAAAUCAGAUCUCGCUCUCUCGCUCCUCGAUUCCCUUCCUCUUGAACAAAGGAGAUUACCAAUACAACGUAGGACUUAUGAAUUUUUGAGAGGAAAGAUACUGGAUGUAUUUCCUGAUUAUAGGAAAGAAGCAGAAGAUCAUCUCUCUAAAGCUGUUAAGUUGAAUCCAUCUCUUGCAGAUGCUUGGCUAUGUUUAGGUAACUGCAUUUGGAAGAAGGGAGAUCUAGCUUCAGCCAAAAACUGCUUCACUCUUGCACUCGGCAAGGGUUCAAACAAGGAGAUACUUUGUCAAUUAUCAAUGCUUGAAAGAAGGAUGGCUCCAGGUUCUGAAAAUCAAGCAGAAAUUGUUGAAGAAAGCAUCCAACAUGCCAAGGAAGCUAUUACUUUGGACGUCAAGGAUGGAAAUUCGUGGUACAACCUUGGAAAUGCUUGCCUCACAAGUUUUUUUGUGACUGGAGCAUGGGAUCAUAGCAAGCUUCUGCAAUCAUUAAAGGCGUACCAAAAUGCUGAAAAAGAUGAAAGGAUGAAAUCCAAUCCAGACCUGUAUUUCAACUGUGCCACUGUCAACAAAUAUCUAGAAAACUAUGAGAGAGCCCUUAGUGGCUUUGAAGCUGCUGCCUUAAAGGAUCCUGGUCUAAAUGCUGUUGAGGAGGUUCAAAAGAUUGUUGAUCUUCUCAACAAGUUAGAGAGCUUGUUGAAGGGCCAGGCUAGGGCUAAACGACAUGCGGCUUUAGCAUCCUCACGAGCUGCUGACAAUUUGAAUCCUUCGUACAAAAGAAUCACCAUAGAUAUUCUGUCAGAGGGUCUGAACAAAGCAGUAGCAAUUGUGGGAAAAGUUCUUCUGUUUGUUAAGCACGAGAGUGUUGCUCCAUUAUACUAUUUGGUAUGCGAUUCAAAUCAAAUAUGCUAUGUUCUCUCAGUGUAUGGCAUAAGCAAUGAUGCGAUUAAAGAAGGAGAUCAGCUAACGCUAUUGGAACCUUAUUACCGUCAUGUUGAUUUGUCAUGGAAGGGAAAGUCAGGGUUUGGUAUUUGCCAAGUGACAACAAUCUCAACCCAUUGCACCCAGUCUGAAUAGAAAACUCAUCCCUGCUCAGUUGCCAACCAGGAUGUCGAAACUGUUGCUUCCACCUUAUCUGCCCCACAAUUGCCUUCAGGAAGGAACAUUGUCAAGGACAAAGUGAAGCCACUGGACAAUGAAUCAAUGUCACUGAAAUGGACAAUUCUUGUUCCUUGUGGAAACUUGGUGGUUUGUCCAUGUAUUGCUGUAGAACAAUAUAUGACCACUAUAUAGCUACAUGAUAAAGUAGACCUGGAAAACCCCAAUUCCGAGAGGUUUCUUUGUAUUUGUAAUUACCUGUCUCAAAGUUCAUGCAUCAUUUACAUUUUGAGUC
Messenger RNA from Vitis vinifera (wine grape), 1568 nucleotides. RefSeq lists its product as uncharacterized. The coding region runs from base 47 to 1252 and encodes 401 amino acids. Gene Ontology annotation, molecular function: protein binding. The transcript has 13 exons. The record is from RefSeq and is a predicted model, not a curated record. NCBI's taxonomy places the organism in Eukaryota, Viridiplantae, Streptophyta, Magnoliopsida, Vitales, Vitaceae.